This is a messenger RNA of Hyaena hyaena (striped hyena), 1950 nucleotides long. RefSeq names its product transmembrane protein 199 (gene VMA12). Bases 23 to 649 code for a protein of 208 amino acids. Gene Ontology annotation, cellular component: endomembrane system. The transcript is spliced from 6 exons. The record is from RefSeq and is a predicted model, not a curated record. Lineage: Eukaryota; Metazoa; Chordata; Mammalia; Carnivora; Hyaenidae. Gene Ontology annotation, biological process: vacuolar proton-transporting V-type ATPase complex assembly.
ACCUGACCGCAAGCCGCUGGUCAUGGCGUCUCGCUUGCUGGCAGGCGAGCGGCUGGUGCGCGCUUUGGAGCCCGGCGGCGAGCUGGAGCCAGAGCAGCUGCCCCGGAAGCUGCGGGCAGAACUGGAGACCGCGCUGGGGAAGAAGCACAAGAGCGGGGAUGUUCCCAGUGGCUCCGCGCGCCUCGUUUCUUUCCGCCUGAUCCGCGAUCUGCAUCAGUACCUGAGAGAGAGGGGUUCCACACUAUACCUUCAUGAGCUCCUAGAAGGCAGUGAAAUCUAUCUCCCAGAGGUUGUGAAGCCUCCCCGGAACCCAGAGUUGGUUGCCCGUUUGGAGAAGAUUAAGAUACAGCUGGCCAAUGAGGAAUAUAAGCGGAUCACCCACAAUAUCACCUGUCAGGAUUCAAGGCACAGUGGGACUCUUAGUGAUUUCGGAAAGCAAGUGAGGUCAGUGAAAGCUCUGGUCAUUACCAUCUUCAACUUUAUCGUCACGGUAGUAGCUGCCUUCGUCUGCACUUACCUUGGAAGCCAGUAUAUCUUCGCAGAAAUGGCCUCCCGGGUACUGGCUGCACUGAUCGUGGCCUCUGUGGUGGGCCUGGCCGAGCUGUAUGUCAUGGUGCGGGCGAUGGAAGGCGAAUUGGGAGAGCUCUGACGGUUCCUCAGAGGUCUGGAGCGGAUCUGGGGAGACGCCAGGCUCCCAGUUGCCAGUCACUGACUCUCAGUCAACCUACCAGGCGCUUUGUCGUCAGCUCUGGUUACACAGAGGGCCGAGCCACGGCCACCUGCUGUUCCUACAGACGGUCCGGGCGGGGGGAACCCCAACCUCUGUGAGUUUCCAGAGGGGCUCUAAAAGAGACUCAGACAACAACUGAAAAGAACUGGUCUUUCAGUACCUUCUCCUGACCCCAGGACUGCCUUCUCCAGUCCACCUGGGCACUGCCGAGGCCGGAGUUUUCCAUCAGGAGUACAUAGAACCCAGGGCCUCCAAGAAGCAGACAGUACUGCCUUGAAAUUGCCCAACUGCACAAAUUGAUGGUCACCCUCUGCCCAUACAUCCUCGAUGCAGGCCUGUAAUUGAGACCAGUAGGCUCUUAAAAAAAAAAACCAAAGGAUUCCCUUUCUCCAGUUUGUGCCAGAAGAGGAACUGAUCACAGCACACCGAAUAAGAGAAAGACCGGUUGGCACGGGCUGGUGAAAUUGGGAGCUAGGCAGCUACCUUUCUGGGAUCUUCAUUUCUGUCUUCGUCCUCUCCCUUCUGCCGGCCUUUUACACAUUUUCUGUGUGUUCCUGCCCGUCUCUGCCACUCGUCAGCCUUCCUUGAACUUCCCACCUUCCCAUCACCCUUUGCUCUGCCUCCAAAAAUGAAACCAGUUCAGAAGGCAAAACAGUAUGUGUGCUUUUAGUUGAAAAUCUCUUGUGUUUGUGUGUGUUGACGGGAAGAGUAUGCCUCCUGUGGAUUCUCUGUGCUAUUAAAGGGAGGUGUUCUUUGUAGAUACGGAGUCUUGUCAGGUUUAACUAUAUGUGUGAUUACGAAGGGACGUUACACGUGAUUACAGACACGUGAGUGUGUGUACAUAUUGUUAUAUGUAAACCUAUUGGAGGAUUUUUUAUGUACGUUCUUAAAAUAUUGGGGGGGGGUGCAAAAAAUAGUUUAAAUGUGCACAGUUGAGUCAUUGCUUUCCACAGUUGCUUUUUGCCUUUACAACCAUCCUGGAGGUUGGAAGAGGAAACAAUUUUAGGCCCCUUUUCCCGAAGACAAAACUGAGGCUGAGGGAGAUCAGUUGACCAGCUGUGGUCUUUCUUCUGUAAAGGGAGCCAAAGGCUUCUAGGCUGUUCUGAAGUCCCUGUGUAACGUUAAACUUCCAAGAAUUUCGAUUAGUGGUAGAGUGAUAAAGUCUGUAUACGUGUACUUAGAAACUGUUAGCAAUAGUUAUCCAAUAAAUAUUUAUCGUA